This is a messenger RNA of Coccinella septempunctata (seven-spotted ladybird), 461 nucleotides long. It is a transcript of the gene mRpS21, whose product is annotated as 28S ribosomal protein S21, mitochondrial. Lineage: Eukaryota; Metazoa; Arthropoda; Insecta; Coleoptera; Coccinellidae. The transcript is spliced from 2 exons. Gene Ontology annotation, biological process: translation. The record is from RefSeq and is a predicted model, not a curated record. Gene Ontology annotation, molecular function: structural constituent of ribosome. Bases 132 to 395 code for a protein of 87 amino acids. Gene Ontology annotation, cellular component: ribosome.
GACAGUCUGUUAUUGUUAUUAGGUAAUUAGGUCUAUGUUCAGAUUUGGUCAAUGAACGGGUGUCACCCAUGCUAAAUAAAAAAAUUUAAAAGUAAAAGUUCUUAAACUUUGUAUCAGGAUAAUUAAUCAGAAUGAGGCAUACAUGUUUUAUCGCCCGAACUGUACUUGUUCAAAAUAAUGAUGUGGAAGCUGCUUGUCGCAUAUUGAAUAGGAUUUUAGGGAGGGAAGGAAUUUUAGAGCAAUUCAGAAGAACUAGGUAUUAUGAAAAACCUUUUCAGGUUCGACGUCGAGUCAAUUAUGAAAGGUGUAAAGCACUCUAUGAUGAAGAUAUGAAUAGGAAAAUAGAAUUUGUCCUGAGAAAAAAUCGAUCAGAUCCAUUUCCAGGAUGCUCAUAAGCUGUUCAUUUAUUUGUUAUCAAUCACAUAUGUCAAUCCAUUACCAUAAAUAUUGAUGACAAUGAA